Molecule: messenger RNA, 13515 nt
Organism: Pan troglodytes (chimpanzee)
Lineage: Eukaryota; Metazoa; Chordata; Mammalia; Primates; Hominidae
Gene: MYO15B
Product: myosin XVB
Exons: 64
Cellular component (GO): cytoskeleton; myosin complex
Molecular function (GO): ATP binding; cytoskeletal motor activity; protein binding
Source: RefSeq, a predicted model, not a curated record
AGCCUAGGCAACAGAGCAAGACUCUGUCUCAAAAAAAAAAAAAAGAUACAAACCAACAGUGCACAAGUCAUAGGAGAACGACUCAGUAAAUCCCCACAAACUGAACAAACAGCAUCACCCAUAUCUCAGAGCCUCCCUUGUGUCUCCUUUGAGUCACUACUGACCCUGGAGGGACCACUCUGUAGAUCACUUUGCCUGUUUUUGUACUUUAUAUAAAUAGAAUGCAGUGGAUGCUCUUUCAUGCCUGGCUUCCUUCACUCACCAUUAUGCUUGCAAGAUUAUCCACGUUGUUGCUGACAGCUGUAGACAGUUCUCAAUGCUGUGUACUAAUCCACUGGGUGAAUACCUCACCCACGUUCUGCUUCUUGCAGGAGAAACGCGUUCUCAGACUAUAAUCAUCCUUUGCCCCAGCACAACUGGCGAUAGCGGAGUACAGCUUGCAGACAUCUACAGGCUGCGGUUACCUGUGAGCUCGUAGUCCUUCGAACAGCUGCCUCCCUCUCCAGAAGGCUGCCUCCUUGAGAAUGCAGGCUGCAAAGGCCAAAUCACUGUCAACUUGUUGCUCAAACCAGGCCUCUGGGCUGUGAACAGCCCUCUCGGGCAACGUGGGUGCUGGCAACAGCUGCAACCAUGUCUAAGGCUGGUUCUAGGAGGUGUGCAGAGAGAUGGGCACAAGGCAGGCGUGGGCUGACAAGGGCAUUCCGAAGGAAAGUGCUGCAGUCUGGAAUGUCACCUCCCCUGCUCUGUGCUGGGUGCUGCUCCUGGUGAGGAAAGGCCACAGCAAACCGGUCAGUGGGGGCAUGGGAGUCCCUGUGGGGCACGUCACAGGCCCCACCUGGACGACCCAUCUGACUCCAUCGUGGGUCCUCUGAGCCUGCCCCGGCACAGCUGCCUUGCCCCAGGGCCCUCAAGUAGCCUCACAAAUCCUGCCUGGGUUUAACAGUCUAAUCAUCAAGAAACUCCUGACCGGGUGAGGUGGCUCACACCUGUAAUCCCACCACUUUGGGAGGCCAAGGCCGGCCGAUCACUUGAGGCCAGGCGUUCAAGACCAGCCUGGGCAACAUGGUGAAACCCCAUCUCUACUAAACAUACAAAACUAGUAGGGCAUGGUGGUGCACGCCUGUAAUCCCAGCUACAGGCUGAGGUGGGAGGAUCCCUUGAAUCCAGGAGGCAGAGGUUGCAGUGAGCCGAGAUCGUGCCACUGCACUCCAGCCUGGGCAACAGAGCGAGACUCCGUCUCAAAAAAGAAACAGACCUUCUCACACCCAAUAGAGAGAUGGGGAAGGAUGAGAAGAGAGUGGUCUCAGAAAAGGAAGUAAAGUGGCUCUAAGAGCAGGAGAGCUGCUUAUUUUCACAGAUAAAUGAACUUAAAGAGGCACCGAGUUUUUUUUUUAUUUUAUUUAAAAAAAAAUUUUUUUGAUACAUAUUAGAUGUACUUAUUUUGGGGGUACAUGUGAUAAUUUGAUAUAAUCAAAUCAGGGUAAUUGGGGUAUCUGUCACCUUUUCUUUUUCUAAUACUAGGAACAUUUGAAUCAUUCUCUGUUGUGGUAAUCAGACCCAACACCAGGUCGUGGGGGUGAUGAAGUCCGGCAGAGUCAAAGGAAUGAGAAAAAGACAGUUUGAGAGAGAAAGUGGGACCAGGGGACCAUCGCGAGUGUGGAGGCUGUGAAGGCCCCUGGGCACUGGGAGCCCAGGCUAUUUAUUGGUGCUCAAAGAGGCGGUGAGGAUGUGGAGGUUGAAAGGAAAUAGUGUAUCAAGUGAACGAGAAACAUACGGCUGCUUGAGAUAAUGGGAGUGCUAGAAGCAAGGAGCCAGCAAGUCUAGCAGACAUGCAAGCCCUGCCUCAGCUUCUCUCCCAACACUCAGCUUUUCUCCCAACAAUUCUCUUCUAGCUAUUUGGAAAUGUACAAUCAAUUAAUGUUAUCUAUAGUCAUCCCACUGAUCUAUUGAACACUAGAUCUUAUUUCUUCAAAGUGGCACUGAAAUUUUGUCAUGUUUCAGAGUGUUGGAAAAUAAUGGUGGUCUCCCAUUAUUGGUGGGAAUAUAAAUCGGCACAACCUUUGUGGAGAAAAAUUUGGAAAUCUCAAAAUUACAAAUGCAAGUGCCCUAUGGUGCAGCGAUUCUACUUAUAGUUGAUUCUAUGCAGAUGCUGGUGAAAUUGUAUUCCAGUAUUGGCUGUAACUUAAGCAAAAGAUGAGAUGAAGGAAGGAUCCACCUUUUUUUUUUUUUUUUUUAAGAGAGUGAGUCUUGCUCUGUCACCUAGGCUGGAGUAGGGCGGAACAAUCUCAGCUCACUGCAAUCUCCGCCUCCUGGGUUCAAGCGAUUCUCUUGCCUCAGCCUCCUGAGUAGCUGGGGUUACAGGCAUGUGCCACCACACCUAGGUAAUUUUUGUAUUUUUAGUAGAGAUGGGGUUUCACCAUGUUGGCCAGGCAGAUCUCAAAUUCCUGACAUCAGGUGAUCCACCCACCUCGGCCUCCCAAAAUGCUGGGAUUACAGGCAUGAGCCACCUCACUUGGCCAGGAUCCACUUUGGAUGUAGAAACCCAUCAAUAAGGAAUUGGUUCAACCAUGGUGCAUUUAUUUGCAAGGAAGAGAGGGAGGAGAGAAGGGAGGAAGGCAGGCUGGCUUUUUAUGGUAUUAUUAUGAAAUCACCAGAUUACAUUGUUAAGUGAAAAAGGCAAAGUGGAGACCCCUGAGCUACAUAAGCUGCCACUUGUGCUAAAGGGGAAAAAUAUAAUAUUUGCUUUUCUCUGCAUGGAAAGUUUUUGUUGUUGUUUCUUUGUUUUUGAGACUAACAAAAUGCUCUGUCACCCAGGCUGGAGUGCAGUGGUGUGAUCUCAGCUCACUGCAAGCUCUGCCUCCUGGGUUCAUGCUAUUCUCUCCUGCCUCCUGGGUUCAUGCCAUUCUCUUGCCUCAGCCUCCCGAGUAGCUGGGACUACAGGCACCCCCCACCACGAUCGGCUAAUUUUUUGUAUUUUUUAGUAGAGACGGGGGUUUCACCAUGUUAGCCAGGAUGGUCUCCAUCUCCUGACCUCGUGAUCCGCCCUCCUUGGCCUCCCAGAGUGCUGGGAUUACAGGCGUGAGCCACCGCGCCCGGCCAACCUGGAAAAUUUUGCAAGGAAAUACAGAAAUGGGUAACCUCAGGGGACACUGAGUACAUAGGCUGAGGGUCAGGAAUGGGAGACUUUUAUCUUGUAAUGUUUGGAUGUUUGAAUUAUGUGAAUGUAUUACCUGUUUUAAAAAUAGAUAUUUUAAAAACACACACAUUGGGGCAAUCAGGAAUGUAUGGGGUGUGGUUCUGUUCCACAACUCCAAGGAGGUAGACAGGCAUGUUUUACACCAGUUCAAGAUGUACAUUUAUGUUUUAUGCACUUUUCGGUAAAUUGUAUUUAUUCCACAAUUGAAAAGAACAAAAACCCUAGCGACUCAUGGAGUGCUGCCGUGUGCCAGGGUGGGCCUGGCCCCAGUCCCUUGGAACCCUCAGAAGGAAGAAGUCCAGACAGGUUCUCUGGGCCCUUCCUUGCUGGGCAAGCACUGAGGUGGGAGUGGAGCAUGGACCCCCUCAGUCUGGCGCGGUGCGAGGCUGGCCUGGCUGGCAGCGCCUCCCGGCGGCACGGUUGCCCUGUCCGCAGCUGUAGCGUCUCCUGUUUCCUGGGCGCCUCUACUCCAUUGAUGGCCGAGGGGGUCAGGACCCGCCGCCUUCUGCAUUAUUGAUGGUCCUGUAAGGCGGGCACCUCGGGGAGUAGGAGCCUGUAGCCCCUACGAGAGCACAGCCGGGUGGUGCACUGCACAGAAGGUCACCGCGGGAGGCCAAAUCCCCGGGGAGGGGAGAGGACCUGGGCGUCGGGAAGCCCGUCUCCUCUGGGCCAGCCAUGGGCAGGAACCAGCGCAAAGCGCCCCAGCGCCUGGAGAGGCCCGGGAGGCCGGCCUCAGGGGAGCAGGAGUCGGGGUCGGCCAGCGCGGAUGGCGCGCCCAGCCGGGAACGCCGUUCCGACCGCGGGCAGGCGGACAAGGCGAGACCGGCGGCCGAGCCUGCCACCGCCGGGGGCCAGGGAACCCCUGGUGGCCGCAGGAAGCCCACUGCAGAGGGGAACGGCGGCUGCAGACGUCCAGGGGCUGGGCUGUCCCCGAAAGCCCAGGAGAGGCAAAGCAACGCGCAGCGUCAGGGACGCGGGCCCAGGGGCGGCCGCGGGGGGCGCCUGGAGGAGGGAAGCCUCUCCGGAGGAGAAGAGCUGGGCGGCCGCCGUAGGAGGAAGCGGAAAGAUAAGGGGCCCUCGGCUCGGCGGGGCCGCCGGACGCCCAGGAGCCUCAAUGGGGACACGUCGGGUGGGGACGGAGGCAGCUCCUGUCCGGACAGCGAAACCCGCGAGGCCCAGGAGAGCGGCAGCCAGCGCGGCAGAGCCCGGGAGCUGCGGCCCACGCCGGAGCCUACGGACAUGGGCUCGGAAGGGACAAAAACCGGGCCGGAGUCAGCGCCGGAGCCAAGCAGCGACGGCCUGGUCAGCGUCUGGCCCCACGCAGAUACCCGGGGCCGGGAAGGGUCGUCGGGGACGGGGCCCCUGGGAGCCAGCGAGCAUUCCGGCGGGAACUCCGACUCGAGUCCGCUGGGGACCGGACCUGGACGGGGCUCUCGGGCAGCUAUGGCCUCCAGGACCUUCGAGGACAGCUCGCGGGCUCCUCGGGACACUGGGCCGGCCAAGGACGCGAGCGACAACCGGGCGCAGCGGGGCGCCGAGCCAGAAACAAUGCAGGCCUCGACGGCCCGGGCUCCGCGCCACCAGGUCGGAAAGGCGGUGGGGCGGGUGCCAUCGGCGGCAGGCGAGGGCGAAGCGGGAGCCGCAGCAGGAGCGGGGCCGGAGGACCCAGCCCCGCUGGCGGCCCUCCUGGUGGUCCGCAGGCUCCUCGCGAGGCCCCCGCCAGGCGCCGCUUCCUAGGCCGUGGGCCCCCGCCGCGCUGGCCUCAAGGAGCGGCUCCUGAGUGUAGCGCGAGCCCUGGGCCUCCUGCGCUGGCUGCGGCGGCGGCUGCGGCUGCGGCGGCGGCCACCAGAGGGCGAGGGGCAGAGGACCUGGCCACCGGCGAGCGAGGGGUGGGGCCGCCGGAAGGCAGACGAGGGGCGGGGUCAUGGGAGAGGAAGCGAGGGGCGGGGCCGCGGGAAAGCGGAUGAAGGGCGGGGCCACGAGCGAGGGGACGAGGGGCGGGGCCGCGGGAAAGCGGACGAAGGGCGGGGCCACGAGCGAGGGUACGAGGGGCGGGGCUGCGGGAAAGCGGACGAGGGGCGGGGUCACGAGAGAGGUGACGAGGGCCGGGUCCACCAGAGAGGGUAUGAGGGGUGGGGCCGUGAGCCCGGGCUGCGGCACCGUCUGGCGUUGCGCCUGGCUGGCUUAGCAGGGCUGGGGGGUAUGCCGAGGGCUCCCCCUGGCGGCCGCUCCCCGCAGGUCCGGACAAGCCCAGUCCCCGGCGACCCUUUUGAUCAGGAGGACAAGACUCCAGAUCCCAAGUUCGCGGUCGUGUUCCCCAGGAUCCACAGGGCAGGGCGGGCGUCGAGCAGCCGCAGCUCUGAAGAAGCGUCCGCAGAUGCCCCCACGGGGGAAGGCCGAGGUUGGCCUCGUGCAGGGGCGGGGGGGCACAGUGAGGGGUGCAGGACGAGUGGGGAAGGGGUGUCCGGGCUUCGUCGCGGCUCCCUCCUUGCCCCUACUGCACCCGACGGGCCUUCGCUCGACGAGAGCGGCUCCAGCCGUGAGGCGGAGUUGGAGACCCUCAACGACGAGCCCCCGGUGCACUGGGCGCAGGGCUCAGGCCCCCACGAGGGUCCUAGGCUUGGCGCCGCCGUGCUGCUACCCCGACUCGCCUUGGAGACCCGCCUGCAGCAGGAGGGAGACCCGGGCCUCCGUGGGUCCCUGAGGGAGCUGUGGGAACCCGAGGAUGAGGACGAGGCGGUGCUGGAGAGGGACCUGGAGCUGAGCCUCGGGCCGGGCCUGGAGGCGCCACCCUUCCCCGGUGCUAAGGGCAGGAGCCUCGGAGACGGCCUGGAAGACAUGGAGGACCUGGCGCGGUUGCGGCUGGUGUGUGACAGCUCUGUGCUGCUGUGCCUCAAGAAGAGAUUUCACCUGGGCCGCAUCUAUACCUUUGGGGGGCCCGUCUUGCUUGUUCUGAACCCCCACCGGUCCUUGCCUCUUUUUUCACCUGAGGUCCAGGCAAGCUACCACCCCAGGAAGGCCCUCAGCACCACUCCACACAUCUUUGCCAUCGUGGCAUCAGCCUAUGACCUGGCUCAGAAUACUGGGCAGGACCCGUGCAUCCUCCUGCGCUCCUCCCACUGCAGUGGGCACAGUGGCUCAGGGAAGACGGAAGCCGCCAAAAAGAUCAUGCAGUUCCUAAGCAGUCUGGAGCAGGAUCAGACGGGGAACCGAGAGUGUCAGGUGGAGGAUGUGCUGCCUAUACUCAGCAGCUUUGGCCAUGCCAAGACCAUCCUCAAUGCCAAUGCCAGCCGCUUCGGCCAGGUCUUCUGCCUCUACCUACAGCAAGGGGUCAUCGUGGGAGCCUCUGUGUCUCAUUAUCUACUUGAGACCUCCAGGGUGGUGUUUCAGGCCCAGGCUGAGCGGAGCUUCCAUGUUUUUUACGAGCUGCUGGCAGGGCUGGACUCCAUAGAGCGGGAGCGGCUCUCCCUGCAGGGACCGGAGACUUACUACUACCUCAACCAGGGCCAGGCCUGCAGGCUGCAAGGCAAGGAGGAUGCCCAGGACUUUGAGGGGCUGCUGAAGGCACUGCAGGGGCUCAGCUUGUGCCCAGAGGAGUUGAAUGCCGUCUGGGCUGUGCUGGCCGCCAUCCUGCAGCUGGGCAACAUCUGCUUCUCCUCCUCAGAGCGAGAGUCCCAGGAGGUGGCUGCUGUGUCUAGCUGGGCUGAGAUCCACACAGCAGCCCGACUGCUGCGGGUACCACCAGAGUGCCUGGAGGGGGCUGUCACCAGGAGGGUCAUGGAGACGCCCUAUGGCCAGGUCUCGCGAUCCCUGCCUGUGGAAAGCGCCGUUGAUGCCAGGGACGCCCUGGCCAAGGCACUGUAUUCCCGCCUCUUCCACCGGCUUCUGAGGAGGACCAAUGCACGGCUGGCACCACCAGGGGAGGGAGGCAGCAUUGGCAUCGUCACUGUCGUGGAUGCCUACGGCUUUGAGGCCCUGCGGGUGAAUGGCCUGGAGCAACUGUGCAACAACCUCGCCAGCGAGCGCCUACAGCUCUUCUCCAGCCAGAUGCUGCUGGCCCAGGAGGAGGAGGAGUGUCAGCGGGAGUUGCUGUCCUGGGUGCCUGGCCCUCAGCCUCUGAGGGAGUCCUGCCUAGACCUCCUGGUAGAUCAGCCCCACAGCCUCCUGAGUAUCCUGGACGCCCAGACAUGGCUGUCUCAGGCCACGGACCACACCUUCCUCCAGAAGAGCCACUAUCACCAUGGUGACCACCCCAGCUAUGCCAAGCCCCGGCUGCCCCUGCCCGUGUUCACCGUGCGACAUUAUGCAGGGACUGUCACCUACCAGGUUCACAAGUUUUUAAACAGAAACCGGGAUCAGCUGGACCCUGCUGUGGUGGAGAUGCUUGGCCAGAGCCAGCUGCAGCUGGUGGGCAGCCUGUUCCAGGAGGCAGAGCCCCAGUCCAGGGGAGGGCGAGGCAGACCCACGCUGGCCUCUCGCUUCCAGCAGGCCCUGGAGGACCUCAUAGCCCGGCUGGGCAGGAGCCAUGUCUAUUUCAUCCAGUGCCUCACCCCUAACCCUGGAAAGCUUCCAGGCCUCUUUGACGUGGGACAUGUGACAGAGCAACUGCACCAGGCAGCCAUACUGGAGGCCGUGGGCACCCGCAGUGCCAACUUCCCUGUGCGUGUGCCCUUUGAGGCCUUCCUGGCCAGUUUCCGGGCCCUGGGGUCAGAAGGGCAGGAAGACCUCUCUGACCGGGAGAAGUGUGGUGCCGUCCUGAGCCAGGUGUUGGGGGCCGAAUCACCUCUCUAUCACCUUGGAGCCACCAAGGUCCUGCUGCAGGAGCAGGGCUGGCAGCGGCUGGAGGAGCUCCGGGACCAGCAGCGCUCCCAGGCCCUGGUCGACCUGCACCGCAGCUUCCACACCUGCAUCUCCCGCCAGCGCGUCCUGCCCCGGAUGCAGGCUCGCAUGCGUGGGUUCCAGGCCAGGAAGCGGUACCUCCGGUGGCGGGCAGCUCUGGGACAGCUGAACACCAUCCUGCUGGUGGCCCAGCCCCUGCUCCAGAGGCGGCAGAGACUGCAGCUUGGGCAUUGGCAGGGCUGGCAUAGCAGCGAAAGGGCCUUGGAGAGAGUGCCAAGCAUGGAGCUGGGGCGCUUGGAGAUCCCGGCUGAGCUGGCCAUCAUGCUGAAGACGGCGGAAAGCCAUCGGGACGCCCUGGCUGGGAGCAUCACUGAGUGCCUGCCGCCUGAGGUUCCUGCCCGGCCCAGCCUGACUCUCCCAGCAGACAUUGACCUGUUCCCUUUCUCCAGCUUCGUCGCCAUCGGCUUUCAGGAACCGUCCCUGCCCAGGCCAGGGCAGCCACUGGCGAAGCCCCUAACCCAGCUGGAUGGAGACAACCCUCAGCGUGCCCUGGACAUCAACAAAGUGAUGCUGCGGCUCCUGGGGGACGGAUCCCUGGAGUCCUGGCAGAGGCAGACCAUGGGCACAUACCUGGUGCGGCGGGGGCAGUGCCGGCCAGGGCUGCGGAAUGAGCUCUUUAGCCAGCUGGUGGCCCAGCUAUGGCAGAACCCAGAUGAACAGCAGAGCCAGCGUGGCUGGGCCCUCAUGGCUGUUUUGCUCAGCGCCUUUCCCCCACUGCCUGUCCUACAGAAGCCGCUGCUCAAGUUCGUGUCUGACCAGGCCCCCAGGGGCAUGGCAGCGCUGUGCCAGCACAAGCUGCUGGGGGCCUUGGAGCAGUCGCAGCUGGCCUCGGGGGCCACUCGGGCCCACCCCCCGACCCAGCUGGAGUGGCUGGCCGGAUGGCGGCGGGGCCGCAUGGUGCUGGAUGUGUUCACCUUCAGCGAGGAGUGCUACUCGGCCGAGGUGGAGUCUUGGACCACCGGGGAGCAGCUGGCUGGGUGGAUCCUGCAGAGCAGAGGCCUGGAGGCGCCUCCCCGGGGCUGGUCUGUGUCACUGCACUCCAGGGACGCAUGGCAGGACUUGGCUGGCUGCGACUUUGUGCUGGACCUGAUCAGCCAGACUGAGGACCUGGGGGACCCAGCUUGUCCCCGCAGCUACCCCAUCACUCCUUUUGGCUCAGCCGAGGCCAUUCCCCUUGCCCCUGGCAUUCAGCCCCCCUCACUGCCCCCAGGACCCCCUCCAGGUCCAGCCCCAACGCUGCCCAGCAGGGACCACACAGGGGAGGUCCAGAGGUCAGGGAGCCUGGACGGCUUCCUGGACCAGAUCUUCCAGCCAGUGAUAUCCUCCGGCCUCAGCGAUCUGGAACAAAGCUGGGCUCUGAGCAGCCGCAUGAAGGGAGGGGGCGCCAUUGGGCCCACACAGCAGGGCUACCCCAUGGUGUACCCAGGAAUGAUUCAGAUGCCUGCAUACCAGCCAGGCAUGGUCCCUGCACCCAUGCCCAUGAUGCCAGCAAUGGGCACAGUCCCUGCCAUGCCAGCCAUGGUGGUGCCGCCGCAGCCACCGCUUCCCAGCCUGGAUGCAGGGCAGCUGGCCGUCCAGCAGCAGAACUUUAUCCAGCAGCAGGCGCUAAUCCUGGCCCAGCAGAUGACAGCCCAGGCCAUGUCCCUGUCCCUGGAGCAGCAGACGCAGCAGCAGCAGCGGCAGGCUCGGGCCUCCGAGGCUGCGUCCCAGGCCUCACCCUCAGCCAUCACCUCCAAGCCCAGGAAGCCCCCCACACCCCCGGAGAAGCCACAGCGUGACCUGGGAUCAGAGGGUGGCUGCCUGAGGGAGACCUCCGAGGAGGCUGAAGACAGGCCCUAUCGGCCCAAGAGCUUCCAGCAGAAACGGAACUAUUUCCAGAGGAUGGGGCAGCCACAGAUCACAGUGAGGACGAUGAAGCCCCCGGCCAAGGUCUACAUCCCCCAGGGGGAGGCGCAGGAGGCGGAGGAGGAGGAGGAGGAGCAGGAGGAGCAAGAAGUGGAAACAAGAGCAGUGCCGUCCCCUCCUCCUCCCCCCAUCGUGAAGAAGCCAUUGAAGCAAGGUGGGGCCAAAGCUCCAAAAGAGGCCGAGGCUGAGCCAGCCAAGGAGACAGCGGCCAAGGGCCAUGGCCAAGGGCCAGCCCAAGGCAGGGGGACUGUGGUGCGCAGCUCAGACUCCAAGCCCAAGCAGCCACAACCCAGCAGGGAAAUUGGCAACAUCAUCCGCAUGUACCAGAGCCGCCCGGGCCCCGUGCCUGUGCCCGUGCAGCCAUCCAGGCCUCCCAAAGCUUUCCUGAAGAAAAUCGACCCCAAGGACGAGGCUCUGGCCAAGCUGGGUAUCAACGGUGCCCACUCGUCCCCGCCGAUGCUGUCCCCCAGCCCAGGAAAGGGCCCCCCGCCAGCUGUGGCUCCUCGACCCAAGGCCCCGCUACAGCUUGGGCCCUCUAGCUCCAUCAAGGAAAAGCAGGGGCCCCUUCUGGACCUGUUUGGCCAGAAGCUGCCUAUUGCCCAGACACCCCCACCUCCACCAGCGCCACCACUGCCUCUGCCCGAGGACCCAGGGACCCUUUCAGCAGAGCGUCGUUGCUUGUCACAGCCCGUGGAGGACCAGGGGGUCUCCACCCAGCUACUUGCGCCCUCUGGCAGCGUGUGCUUCUCCUACACCGGCACGCCCUGGAAGUUGUUCCUACGCAAGGAGGUGUUCUACCCACGGGAGAACUUCAGCCAUCCCUACUACCUGCGGCUCCUCUGUGAGCAGAUCCUACGGGACACCUUCUCUGAGUCCUGUAUCCGGAUUUCCCAGAAUGAGCGGCGGAAAAUGAAAGACCUGCUGGGAGGCUUGGAGGUGGACCUGGAUUCUCUCACCACCACUGAAGACAGCGUCAAGAAGCGCAUCGUGGUGGCCGCUCGGGACAACUGGGCCAAUUACUUCUCCCGCUUCUUUCCUGUCUCGGGCGAGAGUGGCAGCGACGUGCAGCUGUUAGCCGUGUCCCACCGUGGGCUGCGACUGCUCAAGGUGACCCAAGGCCCCGGCCUCCGCCCCGACCAGCUGAAGAUUCUCUGCUCAUACAGCUUCGCGGAGGUGCUGGGUGUGGAGUGCCGGGGCAGCUCCACCCUGGAGCUGUCACUGAAGAGCGAGCAGCUGGUGCUGCACACAGCCCGGGCAAGGGCCAUCGAGGCGCUGGUUGAGCUAUUCCUGAAUGAGCUUAAGAAGGACUCCGGCUAUGUCAUCGCCCUGCGCAGCUACAUCACUGACAACUGCAGCCUCCUCAGCUUCCACCGUGGGGACCUCAUCAAGGUGCUGCCGGUGGCCACCUUGGAGCCAGGCUGGCAGUUUGGCUCUGCCGGGGGCCGUUCCGGACUCUUUCCUGCCGACAUAGUGCAGCCGGCUGCCGCUCCUGACUUUUCCUUCUCCAAGGAGCAGAGGAGUGGCUGGCACAAGGGUCAGCUGUCCAACGGGGAACCAGGGCUGGCUCGGUGGGACAGGGCCUCAGAGCGCCCUGCCCACCCUUGGAGCCAGGCACACAGUGACGACUCGGAGGCCACCAGCCUGUCCUCUGUGGCCUAUGCCUUUCUGCCCGACUCCCACAGCUACACCAUGCAGGAAUUCGCCCUGCGUUACUUCUGGAGGUCCCAAGCCUUGCUGGGCCAGACUGAUGGAGGUGCCACAGGAAAGGACACGGACAGCCUGGUGCAGUACACCAAGGCUCCCAUCCAGGAGUCGCUCCUCAGCCUCAGUGAUGAUGUGAGCAAACUGGCUGUAGCCAGCUUCCUGGCCCUGAUGCGGUUUAUGGGUGACCAGUCCAAGCCCCGGGGCAAGGAUGAGAUGGAUCUGCUCUAUGAACUGCUGAAGCUGUGCCAGCAGGAGAAGCUGAGGGAUGAGAUUUACUGCCAGGUUAUCAAGCAGGUCACGGGACACCCCCGGCCGGAACACUGCACUCGAGGCUGGAGCUUCCUCAGCCUUCUCACAGGCUUCUUCCCCCCGUCGACCAGGCUGAUGCCCUACCUGACCAAGUUCCUGCAGGAUUCAGGCCCCAGCCAAGAGCUGGCCCGGAGCAGCCAGGAGCACCUCCAGCGCACAGUCAAAUAUGGGGGGCGCCGGCGGAUGCCCCCACCGGGUGAAAUGAAGGCUUUCCUGAAAGGACAAGCCAUUCGCCUGCUUCUUAUUCACCUGCCGGGGGGUGUGGAUUAUAGGACGAAUAUCCAGACUUUCACAGUAGCAGCAGAAGUGCAGGAGGAGCUGUGCCGGCAAAUGGGUAUCACGGAGCCUCAGGAAGUGCAGGAAUUCGCCCUCUUCCUCAUCAAAGAGAAGAGCCAGCUGGUGCGGCCCCUGCAGCCUGCCGAAUACCUCAACAGCGUGGUAGUGGACCAGGACGUGAGCCUGCACAGCCGGCGGCUCCACUGGGAGACCCCACUGCACUUCGAUAACUCCACCUACAUCAGCACCCACUACAGCCAGGUGCUGUGGGACUACCUUCAGGGGAAGCUGCCAGUCAGCGCCAAGGCAGACGCGCAGCUCGCCAGGCUGGCCGCCCUGCAGCACCUCAGCAAGGCCAACAGGAAUCCCCCCUCAGAGCAGGACCUGCUAGCUUACGUGCCAAAGCAGCUGCAACGGCAGGUGAACACGGCCUCCAUCAAGAACCUGAUGGGUCAGGAGCUGAGACGGCUGGAAGGACACAGCCCCCAGGAAGCACAGAUCAGCUUCAUUGAGGCCAUGAGCCAGCUGCCCCUCUUCGGCUACACCGUCUAUGGGGUGCUGCGAGUGAGCAUGCAGGCCCUGUCCGGACCCACUCUCCUGGGGCUCAACCGCCAGCAUCUCAUCCUCAUGGACCCCAGCUCCCAGAGCCUGUACUGCCGCAUUGCCCUGAAGAGCCUGCAGCGGCUCCACCUGCUAAGCCCUCUGGAGGAGAAGGGGCCCCCUGGCCUGGAAGUCAACUAUGGCUCAGCUGACAACCCCCAGACCAUCUGGUUUGAGCUGCCACAGGCCCAGGAGCUGCUAUACACCACUGUCUUCCUGAUAGACAGCAGUGCCUCUUGCACUGAGUGGCCCAGCAUCAACUGAGAGGAGUGCAGGCCGGGGAGAGAGGAGGAGGCCUCCCCCGGCCCAAGUCUCACCCAGAUGGUCUGCCUUGGAUGCUAUCAGAUCACUGUUCUAGAACCUGCCUCAGCACGGCCCAGCCGGCCCACAUGCAGGCCAUGAGGCAGGGGCUGCUAUCACGUCACCAGCAGGCAAAGAAAACAGCCAGACCCUCUCCAGGACGGCCUGGGGCCAAAGGGGGCUGCAGGAACUCGGCUGGGGCACCUGAGGUUGCCCAGUCUGAGGGAGAUGCCCACCCGACCCCAGGCUCCGCCCAGGCCCCACAUUAGCACAAGCCCAGGCAUGGGAGAAACAGCUGCUGAGGAAAUAAAACUCCCUGGAGAAAA